This is a messenger RNA of Gordionus sp. m RMFG-2023, 1187 nucleotides long. Its product is annotated as acyl-coenzyme A diphosphatase FITM2-like. The record is from RefSeq and is a predicted model, not a curated record. NCBI's taxonomy places the organism in Eukaryota, Metazoa, Nematomorpha, Gordioida, Chordodea, Parachordodidae. Gene Ontology annotation, molecular function: coenzyme A diphosphatase activity. The transcript has 4 exons. Bases 81 to 989 code for a protein of 302 amino acids. Gene Ontology annotation, cellular component: endoplasmic reticulum membrane. Gene Ontology annotation, biological process: lipid droplet organization; lipid storage; phospholipid biosynthetic process.
CUCAUUAUAACUGGGCUGUUGGUAAUCUAAAAUUUUACCAAAACUACUAUCAAACAUAAUUACCCUCUUAAAAAAAGUUCAUGAACAGAAACACAAUCAAGAAUGUUCCCCCAAAACAUAUUGUUACCACUGCUUCAUACUCAGAAUAUUUCUAUAUAAUUUCUGUAUACAUAGCAAAAACAAUUUUAUUCAGCAAUAUUGAAACAAGAGCAGCAUUUUAUUUGGCCUAUAUAUUAGCUGGAUCUAUUAUAUGUGAUUUCUUUACACCCCCGACUACAUUUUUAGCAUCAAAAUAUAAUCAUUUAAAUCAGUAUGGGGUAAAGAUUGGAUGGGGAUGGACUAUUACUUUAUUAAUACCAUUUAUUUUUUCAGUAUCUUAUGUAAUUUCAAAUCAAAACAUACUCAUUGCUCUGAAAAAUUGUUCAAGGCUAUUAUUUGCUACAGGAAUAUGGUAUUUUUGGACCACCCUAUUUCUUAUCAUAGAAAGAACCGUUGGGGUAUGCAUUUUGAAAGAGGAGAAGAUUGCCUAUAGUCUUUGCCAUUCAAGGGGCGGAAAAUGGAUUGGUUUGGAUUUAUCUGGCCAUAUAUUCCUACUGACUUACUGUCAACUGAUCAUAGGAGAGGAAUGCAAAAUUUACAAAUACUGGGAGAAUUUCAAAAAUAAUUGUAACGCAAAAGGCAAUAGAACAUUGAACACUAAUAAGUCGCAGACAAAUAGUUCCAGCUUGCCACAAAAUAUAACGCAGCUUAGAAGAUGCAACUCCUGGGAUCGUAUUAUCAAAUACAACUUCUUAUUUAUAGCCUUAUUAUCUCUGUUAUGGGAAGUAAUGAUUUUGGGAACCAUCCUUUACUUCCACACUACAAUUCAAAAGUUUAGCGCAGCUCUUAUAGCCGUUUCAUCUUGGUUUUUGACCUAUAAAAUGUAUUACACGACUAAUAAGAAUUUAUCUCCUGGUAUACCGGAGGAUUUGAUGAGACAAUUUAGAUAAUUUUAUAUCUCGCAAUUAAUUAUAUGUAAAUCAAUUAUUUUAUUGCGGGUACCUUUUUAAAAACGAAUUAAUGGUCCAAGUCGUCUCAAAUAUACCAUUAUACAAUCAUUUAGAAAAUUAAUAAUUUUACUAGUAUACUAAUCUUGUCAAAUAUAAUUUUUUUUUUAUAUUUUGUGCUGUGUAUUAUUUAUUUAUCGU